Adelges cooleyi (spruce gall adelgid) is the source of this 4199-nucleotide messenger RNA. RefSeq names its product E3 ubiquitin-protein ligase Su(dx) (gene Su(dx)). The transcript is spliced from 14 exons. The coding region runs from base 560 to 3163 and encodes 867 amino acids. Gene Ontology annotation, molecular function: ubiquitin protein ligase activity; protein binding. NCBI's taxonomy places the organism in Eukaryota, Metazoa, Arthropoda, Insecta, Hemiptera, Adelgidae. The record is from RefSeq and is a predicted model, not a curated record. Gene Ontology annotation, biological process: ubiquitin-dependent protein catabolic process.
ACGAACGCAGACGGACGACCCGCGACGAUAAUGGUGUAAUAUCAGCAGUGAGCUAUAACAUUAUUAUUGCGCGAGCGAUGUAAUAAUUAUAAUAAUAAAUAUUUUGAAUUAUUAGUUUUCUAAUUGGUCGGAAGACUUAGAGAAAACAAAAAUAGUUAAAUUUAAUAACGCGGUAUUGCAGUAGAGUUGGUUUUUCGGCCGUCGCGUGCGCUUCUCGAUAAAAAACAAACGUCGGGUGUCGCGUUAUCUUCUUGUCGGCGGCCGACCAAGUCGAACCGAUUCAGUGGCCGUCGUCCAAGUAGCUUUUAUAGGCAGCCGCCCGAAACCGGUAAGUCCGCCGCCGUCCACGAUAUCGGCCAACGGACGCGUCGCGAAUGUUACGUCUAGGCGGUGCCGUCGCGUUCCCAACGUUGUCCGGGUGAAAGUUGUCCGCUGUCCGUGACGCAAACCCACCCGGUUGGCUGGUUUGCUCGUCCGAUCGGAUGCGCUGUCGAUUACGCAAUUAAACAAGCGCUGGAUGUUUUUUCACUUCUGGGUGUAAAAUAAAAUCAAAUAGAAAAUGUUCACACUCGACGAACAUACGACUCCUGAGAGAGUACCUUCUGCAAGAGUACCUACCGACCAGAGCAGUUAUCAACUAAUCGUCACGAUCGAAUGUGCACAUUUAAAGAACAAUGGAGGAUUGAUAAAACCACAUCCGUAUGUUGAAUUGAGCGUCGACGAUUUCAAAAGGCAUAAAACUGAAGUGAUCAAAAAUACAUAUCAACCCAAAUGGAAUGAAGAAUUUACUGUAAUGGUUACGCCGUAUUCUACUUUACAUUAUCGUGUACUAGACUAUUGUAAAUUUCAAAAAGACGUACUUAUCGCCGAAAAAGACAUAAACUUCUAUGACGUGUUGUGUCAUUAUAAUGGUGUCUGUGAUAAUUUGGAGCUGACUAUAGAUUUGAUGAGAAUACGCCACCAUGAUCUAACGUCGAGUUCGUCGUCCGCCAACAAUAAUAUCAAAGUUGGAGAGUUGGUUACUAUACUACACGGUGUUCGAAUUGACAUGACUAAAGUUUCGCCUCCGCCACAAGAUCUUGGUACAAGAGUAACUUAUGUACCAGGGUCUAAUAAUGAAUUUAGUCAUGGGAUCAGAGCCCGUAGCCGUUCUUUGACCACGAUACCUCCGGCUCCGCCUGCUUUGCCUUUACCGACAGAUCCGAGCGGGUCAAAUAAUCAAACCAGUAGCCCGACGCAUAGUAAUGAUAUUGGUGGUCCUCAAACGCCAGAAGCUCAUACGUCUCCCAUUCAAGGAACGAUUACAGUGCAUCAUCAAAACGGUACCGUGACUGUUCAGACAGAAGAACCAUUGCCGUCAGGUUGGGAAAUGAGAUAUGAUCUCUACGGAAGACCGUAUUAUGUGGAUCAUAAUACAAAGUCUACUUCUUGGGAACGACCCCAACCCUUACCGAUCGGUUGGGAGGUUCGACGAGAUAACCGAGGCCGCAUUUAUUAUGUCGAUCAUAACACUCGCACUACUACGUGGCAGCGACCUAACAGCGAACGACUCCAGCAUUACCAACAAUGGCAGGGCGAACGUGCCCAUGUGGUACAGCAAGGAAAUCAACGGUUCCUCUACCCUCAACAUGCUUUAGGUACCGGAUCAGGACCGAACAAUAGACCGGAUCCAGCUGCUGCAGCUCCCCCUGUAGAAGUACCAGACGACGAUCCUACAAUACUCCGCAGAAUGGGUGCACUACCCAAUGGCUGGGAAAAGCGUGUGCAGCCCGACGGCAGAACAUACUUUGUAAAUCAUAAGAGUCGAAUCACUCAAUGGGAGGAUCCCCGAACCCAAGGAUCCGAACUAAUACUCGACGACGAUGAAGAUCUGCCAACCGGUUGGGAAGUCAGGAAAACCAAUGAAGGUGUUAGGUAUUUUGUCGAUCACAACACUCACACAACCACUUUUCAAGAUCCUCGUAUUAAGACUAACGGUAUUUACCGUACAACUGGAAAUGCUUACGGACUGCAAAUCAUGUACGAACGAUCGUUCCGCUGGAAGCUAAGUCAGUUCCGAUAUUUGUGCCAGAGCAACGCGAUAUCCAGUCACAUAAAAAUAACCGUUUCCAGGCAAACAUUGUUCGAAGAUUCGUACCAUCAGAUAAUGAGAUCAGCCGCCUACGAAAUGAGAAAACGAUUGUAUAUUGUGUUCCGCGGAGAAGAAGGAUUAGAUUAUGGUGGCGUGUCACGGGAAUGGUUCUUUUUAUUGUCCCACGAAGUACUCAAUCCUAUGUACUGUUUGUUUGAGUACGCCAACAAAAAUAAUUAUAGUUUGCAAAUAAAUCCUGCGUCGUACGUGAAUCCAGAUCACUUAUUGUACUUUAAAUUUAUCGGUCGCUUCAUCGCUAUGGCUCUUUACCACGGACGCUUCAUCUAUUCUGGUUUUACGAUGCCGUUCUACAAGCGCAUGUUGAACAAAAAGCUGACUAUGAAAGACAUAGAGACUAUUGAUCCAGAGUUUUACAAUUCGUUAGUUUGGGUGCGCGACAACAACCUAGAAGAGAGUGACGUUGAGAUGUACUUUGGCGUUGAUUUCGAAGUGCUCGGCCAAGUCGUACACCACGAACUCAUCGACAACGGCGACAAAGUGAAAGUCAACGAACAAAACAAAGACGAAUACAUUAAACGAAUGACUGAAUGGCGGAUGACUCGUGGAAUCGAAGAUCAGACCCAAGCUCUACUGGACGGUUUCAACGAGGUUGUUGCGCUGGAAUGGCUCAAAUAUUUCGACGAACGAGAACUCGAGCUCAUGCUUUGUGGCAUGCAGGAAAUCGACGUCGAAGACUGGCAACAAAACACUAUUUACAGGCAUUACAAUCGAAACAGCAAACAAAUCAACUGGUUUUGGCAGUUUGUAAAGCAAGCAGACAAUGAAAAACGUGCACGGCUCUUGCAGUUUGUGACCGGAACGUGCAGAGUACCUGUCGGAGGUUUCGCUGAACUGAUGGGGAGCAACGGCGCACAAAGGUUCUGCAUUGAGAAAGUCGGCAAGGACUCGUGGCUGCCGCGGUCUCACACGUGUUUCAAUCGUCUCGACUUGCCGCCAUACAAGAACUACGAUCAACUGGUCGAGAAGCUCAACUACGCUAUCGAGGAAACCGAAGGUUUCGCACAAGAAUGAAACACAAAUAUUUUCAGGUCGAUGUUCCAACAAUUGUUAAGAUUUUGAAAUACAUUUAUAGAGAGAUAUAAUAUAUAUAUUUAUUUGUAUGUGUGUACUAAAUUUGUGUAUCCAUUAAUCUAUAUAUUUCAUAGAUAUAAUAUAGUAUAAAUUUUUAUUGUUUGUAUUGCACGAUGGUUGAUAGACGUAGAAUAAUUUGUAUAAAAUUAAAAAAAAAAAAAUAAUGAUAAUAAUUGAGAUCCGUCAUUGUGUCGAAAAUCAAGUUCACGGUUUAUUUAUUUUCUCCUCAAAAUAACAGUAUCUUGCAUACAUUCCGUAAAAAAUAUAUUUGUUUUUAUUUUUUUAUUAUUUUUACUACUUGCCCCUAUUAUUGUUAAAUGUUUUUGUAGAAUUAUUGUUUUUGAUUUUUUUUUGUUUUUUGUUUGUUUUACAUUGCUUUUAAUUUUUUUUUAGUUAUUAUUAUCGAUUGUAAUUAAAUGCACAAACUAACUGUGUUGUAAAGUUUAUUUUUCUAUUCGUACGUCUAAUAUUGUGAUGAUAUUUGAUAAAACGUGUACAAAGCAAUUCAAAGUAAUUCAUUUUAGCGUUAAUUGUGUCCGUCACUGGUUUUGGUAACGCACGCGCAAAAUAAAAUAAAUAAAAUUUCAAAUUACUAACUUGAUAUGUUAUUAUUUUUUAUGUUAAUUAAUAAUAAUAAUAAUUAUUAUUGUUAAAUAACUUUUAAUGUUCGGUUAUUAUUGUAGAUUGUAUUUUGAUUUGUGUACUUAACCAAAUAGUAAUAUUAUAGUAAUGUUGGAUGUACUUAAUUGAUAAUCAUUUUAUUGUGUAAAAUAAUACAAAUAUUAUAUUCCUAUAGGCAUUGUGAAUAUUCCAAAAUACGAUACAGACCAAUAUUAUACAUUCGUAAAAACUAUUAUGCUAAAAUAUAGUUGUAUAAAUUGUUGUUUGAUUGAUACGUAUAAUAUUAACCGUGUUUUUGCGUAUUACACAUUUGUAACCAUUGCAAAGUAUAUAAUUAUAUAUUACUGAAAUAAAA